AUGAGGCCUCAUUUGGCUAUCCUGGCCGUUGGCCUCUUUGCUUUCGUUCGCGGGCAAGUCGUCGGCAAUGACAACAUCACCACUGUAUCCACUGCGACAUGUUCAUCAACAGGAACUCAAACAUACGCUUACGUCGACCCUUCAGGCAUACAAUAUAGAUAUCAAUGUGGUGCGGGAUCCGGAGGCACCCAGACUUCCGCUGUACCUUCGGCCAGUGUCAGUAGUUGGCAAGCCUGCUUUGCCUUCUGUGAUAACCUUGCCGGGUGUAAUGGAUUCACAUACAACAAUGGUGCGGUCAACGGAAAUGGGCCUGGCCAAUGCCUAUUGAAGGCCGGAACGACCAAUAACUUCGCCAGUACAGCUACUCUUACCGCGACGCGAAUUGCUGGCUUGCAGGUACGGUACCUUCCUAAACCUAUCCCCUCCUUCUCUUGUCCACAACAAGAUCAACAAACCGUAACGGACCUGGGAGGUCAAGCAUAUGUCAUUCAAUGUGCUCACGAUCUAAGCGGUGGAUCAGGCCCUGCUUCACUCCGGCUCCGACUGAAACUCAAUACACAACUUGUAAUGGAUUCGCCUACUCUGGAGUGGCCAAUGGAGCAGGACCUGGCAAUUGUUACCUCAAAUAUGCGACUGUACCUUUGA
Aureobasidium subglaciale EXF-2481 is the source of this 645-nucleotide messenger RNA. RefSeq lists its product as uncharacterized. Bases 1 to 645 code for a protein of 214 amino acids. The record is from RefSeq and is a predicted model, not a curated record. Lineage: Eukaryota; Fungi; Ascomycota; Dothideomycetes; Dothideales; Saccotheciaceae. The transcript is spliced from 4 exons.